Messenger RNA from Aethalodelphis obliquidens (Pacific white-sided dolphin), 1672 nucleotides. RefSeq names its product thioredoxin domain containing 2 (gene TXNDC2). The transcript has a single exon. Bases 310 to 1236 code for a protein of 308 amino acids. NCBI's taxonomy places the organism in Eukaryota, Metazoa, Chordata, Mammalia, Artiodactyla, Delphinidae. The record is from RefSeq and is a predicted model, not a curated record.
GAUUACAUGUAAUCGCAUGCUGCUUGGCCUUCUGCUGAAUGUGAUUAUGCAAAUGAAUACAUCUGUUAUAAGACUACAUUCACGAGCUCUGAGAAUGACACCCGUCUUCCUUGGAGUAGAUGAUCAGAAUUAUUUUGUUUCUUCUUUGGCAUUUUUAUUUUUUUACCCUUUUCUUCAGAAAGUCCAUCAUUACAGGUUCUAUCCAGCCAUGUGACACUCCUGGUCCCAGCACACACCCGGGAGGCCUUUGUCCAUGAGGUCGGCAACGUUCAACACACACCUGCGGAGCGGUCUGAAGUCCUACAGGCCAUGGACACACUCCCACCUGAGCAGGGCAGUGACACCCUCAGCUCCCCAGCCCAAACUAUCCCCCCCAAGCAGGCUGACAUCCCCAAUUCCCCAACCCAAACCAUUCCGCCCGAUCAGGCUGACACCCUCAAUUUCCCAGAAGAAACCAUCCCACCAAAAGAGGGUGACAUUCUCAAUUUCCCAGCCAAAAUCAUUCCACCCAAGCAGGCUGACACCCCCAACUCCCCAGCCGAAAUCAUUUCACCAAAGCAGGGUGACACCCCCAGUUCCCCACUCAAAACCAUCCUGUGCAAGCAGGCUGACAUCCCCAAUUCCUCAGAAAAAAAUACCUCACCCAAGCAGGGCAAUACCCCCAAUUUUCCAGCAAAAUUCAUUUUGCCUGGGCAGGGCCACACCCACAAGCUCUCAGCCAUUCUAUCCAAGCUGUGUGACACCCUAAAGUUCUCAGCCAAAACCAUUCUGCCCAAGGAGGGUGAUGCCCCCAAGUCCUCAGCCGAAACCGUUCUGCCCAAGGAGGGUGACACCCCCAAGUCCUUAGAAGACACCAUCCAGCCAAUAGAAGACAACCUGCAGUCAGCAGAUGAAGCCAUGGAGGUCCUGGAGGAGGACCUGGUGAAGGUGAUCCUGAGCAAGGAAGACUUUGAGGUGGCGCUGAAGGAAGCUGGGGAGAGACUGGUGGCUGUGGACUUCUCGGCCAUGUGGUGCAGGCCUUGCAGGUCAAUCAAGCCCCUUUUCCGGUCCCUGUCCAUGAAGCACAAGGAUGUGGUGUUCCUGGAAGUGGACGCUGAUGAGUGUGAGGGGCUGGCGAAAGACUGCAAUAUCGUUUGCGUCCCAACCUUUCAGUUUUAUAAAAAAGAAGAAAAGGUGGGCGAAUUUUCUGGUGCCCUUAAGGAAAAACUCGAGACAUUCAUUACAGCAUUAAAGUGAUUGUGUGUUCCAAAAGCAUUAGGAACAGUCGGCUGUUCAUAGCUUGUGAUUUUUUAUUUACAAAAAAAGAUGAGGGGUAACAAAAGUGUGUGUCCAAGUGGCACCUGCAUGUGCAUCAGAAACAGUAGCUCAACCCUUUCCAAAAAGCAGUCAAAGCCCUAACGCCUAUUGUGACUGUGUUCUUGUUGAUGGGACAGUGUUGAUAUUAGAAUUUCCUUUGGUGGAGAUAUUGGAAGUCCAGUUGUCCCCUAUUUUUUAAUCUUGAUUUUUUUUUUUCACUCACUCUUGAAAAUUCAGCUCGUGUAAUCCUAGUGGCAACGCUGGAAAUUUAGACAGUUUUUCUGUAGAAGGACAUGUUUUAAUGAUGAGUGGAAAUUUCUGAUGUUCACAUACCUUUGGGAUAUCCGAUAAGAAAGUAAAGAAUUUGAAGGAUUCA